Molecule: messenger RNA, 2025 nt
Organism: Manis pentadactyla (Chinese pangolin)
Lineage: Eukaryota; Metazoa; Chordata; Mammalia; Pholidota; Manidae
Gene: KIF2B
Product: kinesin family member 2B
Exons: 1
Coding region: 1-2025 (674 amino acids)
Biological process (GO): microtubule-based movement
Molecular function (GO): microtubule motor activity; ATP binding; microtubule binding
Source: RefSeq, a predicted model, not a curated record
AUGGCUAGCCAGUUAUGUCUCCCUGAAUCCCUGGGCCCCUUGCCCUUGGAACCCUUGAAGCUGCAAUUCCGAAAUAUGCAAGUGGGCAACUGCGUGGCGAUCCAGCGCAGCGACCGGAGUAUCCACCUCGCUGUGAUCACAGAGAUCAGAAGAGAAAACGCAUGGGUCACAGUGGAGUGGGUUGAAAAGGGAGUUAGAAAAGGCAAGAAGAUCGAUCUGGAGACCAUACUGCUGCUGAAUCCAGCACUGGCCUCCUCUGAACAGCACGCACCGCCCAGGUCAUUGCCUCCCUUGCCCCUGGUGCCUUCUUCAGCCAUCGGGGACCAGCGUAUGGCCAAGCAGUGGACUGCCGCGAGCCCCCAGAAAAACGAAACGCCCACAUGGAACAGCCUGGCUGUGCAGAUACCCAGCAAACCUUGCCUGAUGAAGCCGAAGAAGUCUCCCUGCCUACGGGCGAUUGAGAAACUGCAAAAGCAGCGGGAGAAGCGCCGGCGGCUGCAGCUGGAGAUCCAAGCCCAGUGCGCGCUGGACAUCAACAAGAGAAACCCCAACUACGAGAUUAUGUGCCUGAUCGAAGAGUGCCGCAGGCACCUGAACUGCCGCCAGAUGUCCCGCCCUGAGCUGCGGGAAGACCACCGCAUCUGCGUCUGCGUGAGGAAGCGGCCCCUCAACCAGCGGGAGACCACCAUGAAGGACCUGGAUAUCAUCACCAUCCCCUCGGACAACGUGGUCAUGGUGCAUGAGUCCAAGCAAAAGGUGGACCUCACUCGCUACCUGGAGAACCAGACUUUCUGUUUCGACCAUGCCUUCGAUGACACUGCCUCCAACGAGUUGGUGUACCAGUUUACCGCCCAGCCACUGGUGGAGUCCAUCUUCCACAAGGGCAUGGCCACCUGCUUUGCCUACGGGCAGACGGGCAGUGGGAAAACGCACACCAUGGGCGGGGCCUUUUCAGGAAGAGAUCAAGAUUGUUCUCAAGGCAUUUACGCCCUGGUGGCUCAGGAUGUAUUCCUCCUGCUCAAAGCCUCAGCUUAUGAGCAACUAGACCUCAAAGUCUAUGGCACCUAUUUUGAGAUUUAUAGGGGGAAGGUGUAUGAUUUGCUGAACAGGAAAAAGCAGCUGCAAGUAUUUGAGGAUGGCAAUCAGCAGAUGAAAGUGGUCGGGCUGCAGGAGCAGGAGGUAUGCUGUGUGGAGGACGUGCUGAACCUUGUGGAACUGGGGAAUGGCUGCCGGACCUCUGGGCAGACCUCAGUCAAUGCCCACUCUUCCAGGAGCCACGCCGUGUUCCAGAUCGUCCUCAAGUCAAAAGGGAAACUGCAUGGCAAGUUUUCCCUUGUUGAUUUAGCUGGGAAUGAAAGGGGAGCAGAUACUGCCAAGGCCAACCGACAAAGGCAGCUGGAAGCAGCAGAGAUUAACAAGAGCCUCCUCGCGCUCAAAGAAUGCAUUCGGGCUUUGGGUCAGAACAAGUCUUAUACCCCAUUCAGAGCCAGCAAACUCACACAGGUUCUCCGGGACUCCUUUAUAGGCCAGAAUUCCUCCACUUGUAUGAUUGCUACUAUCUCUCCUGGGAUGGCCUCUUGCGAAAACACCCUCAACACUUUAAGAUAUGCAAAUCGAGUUAAACAGCUACCUCGAGCUUUCAGGCCCCACCAGGAGUCGCCAAGGAUGUUGAAAAAUCACAGAAAUUCAGAAAUGUCCCCUCAGAGGAAUGGAUUUGUUAAAAUGCCUUGUAUACUGAAUGUGGAGGAGAAAGAGACUAAAGAAAUGGAGACAUUAUCUGCUCCAUUAAUGGAGGACACAACGAUUUCAUGGGAAGAAUCAAGCCAAUGGCCAAGGAACAGCUACCUGGAGACAGCUGCUAGGGUGAGCUAUGAUGUUGGUUUUUGCAUUGCCCAGUUAUUGUCCAUUUUGGAUCAGAAAAUAGGUAUUCUGACUGAGAUUCAAAAGAAACUGAAAUUAUUACAAGCUGACCUCCAAAAGAGCAAGUACAGUGAAGCCAGAGACAAGAGAUCAGACCUGAAGUGA